UUAUGGCAAUAUUAUGAUGCACACAAGGUUUGCCACCUUUACAAAUAGUCUAUAUUUAACAUCAAUACCAAAUUCAGGUUAAUUCCAAAUUUUCCAACAAACCUCAAACACUUUCACUCUCUUUUCUUCAUAUGGCAUCAUCAUCUUUGAAAAUAUUGGAAGUUUGUCAAAUUUCGCCAGCCACCAAUCCAGCCGAGUCAUCCACCACCGAGUUCACUCUCCCUGUUACAUUUCUGGACACCCUCUGGUUCAAGUUCCCUCCCGUCGAACGUAUCUUCUUUUAUCAACUCUCCGAGUCCGAGUCAGCUCCUAUUUUCUUUAACUCGGUAAUCCUUCCCCACCUCAAACAAUCUCUCUCUCAAACUCUUAUUCACUUCCUCCCUCUCACUGGCCACCUCACUUGGUCACUAAGUUCUCCCAAACCCAUAAUUUCUUACACUCAAAAUGACUCAGUUUCAGUCACGGUCGCCGAGGCGGUAAACAUAGACUUUGAUAACCUCUCCGGAAAUGAUUUUCACAAGUGUACUGAGUCACAUCUUUGUAUACCCGAGUUACCAGUAUCUGAUACAAAAGCUUCAAUAAUAGCUUUGCAGAUAACCCUAUUUCCUAAGAAAGGAUUUUCCAUUGGAAUCAUCAACCAUCACGCAAUUCUCGACGGAAAAUCCACCACCAUGUUCAUGAAAGCUUGGGCUUUCAUCUCUAAAAACAGCAAAUUAGAGCCAAGAUCAUCACCAUAUCCCUUGCCGGAUAACCUAAAACCUUUUUUUAACAGAGAAGUGAUCAAAGACGUAGCUGAGCUAGAAAUGGUGUACUUGAACCAGUGGCUAGCGAUUUCCAAUAAAGAUUCAGAACCGGAGUCUAACCCACGUAGCUUGAAGGUAUGGAACAAGCCUGGAGCGGAAACAGACUUAGUUUACGCCAUAUUUGAGUUGACACGUGAAGAUAUAAAAAGAUUAAGAGAAACGGCUUCGUUUUAUUCAGAGAGGAUUAAAAGUACGUAUGUUUCAAGUUUUGUUCUAACGUGUGCUUACACAUUUGUUUGCAUGGUGAAGGCAAAAAAAGCGGAUCCGAACAGAAAGAUAUACUUCGUUUUCUCAGUUGAUCUAAGAACCCGUUUAGAUCCUCCGGUGCCGGAAAAUUACGUGGGAAACUGUGUUAGUUCAUAUGAUAUAGCUAUAGAAGCAAGGUCUUUGAUGGAGGAAAAUGGAGUGGCAGUCAUGGCGGAGAAGAUCAAUAGCAGGAUCAAAGGACUGGCUGAUAAGGGAGUUUUUGAAGGUGCAAGGGAUUUCAUACCGAGGAUGAUUGAUGUGGAACCGGGAACACAAGUUGUCGGAGUAGCUGGUUCGACCCGGUUUGGUGUAUAUGAGUCGGAUUUCGGGUGGGGAAGACCGAAAAAAGUUGAGACAACAUCGGUGGAUAGAACUGGAUCAAUUGCUUUGGCGGAGAGCAGGGAUGGAAAUGGAGGUGUUGAAAUUGGUAUUGCUUUUAUCAAACCUGAAAUGGAGGUUUUUGCUUCUCUGUUUGCAAACGGUAUUAAGGAUCUCUAUUAGGAAUUCUUAGAAUUUCAAUGCUGUGUGUUUUUAUUUUCUUCAAAACCUUGCAUUUUGUUUCUUCGAGAAAUAAAUUUUGAUCCGUUUGUGGAAGUGAAUUUAGAAUUUAAAA
Mercurialis annua (annual mercury) is the source of this 1662-nucleotide messenger RNA. Its product is annotated as phenolic glucoside malonyltransferase 1-like. Lineage: Eukaryota; Viridiplantae; Streptophyta; Magnoliopsida; Malpighiales; Euphorbiaceae. The record is from RefSeq and is a predicted model, not a curated record. The transcript has a single exon. Bases 132 to 1550 code for a protein of 472 amino acids.